AUGGCGCGCGCGGUGCGGCGGCGAGCCCCCGUGCAUUCCAGCCGGCGGCGCGCGACUAUUCCUCUCCGCUCGCCCCCUCUCCCUCUUGUAAACCCGCCCCACGCGUCCUCAUGGUUCCGCCGGCCUACACCGGCUCCCCCUGCCAGGGGUCUGCUGCUCUCUUCUCCAAAUCUCGAGUGCCGCCGCCGCCGCCGCGUCUUCUUCUCCGGCGGGUCCGGGGACGCCGUCGGCCGCGGGGAGGUGGUUGGAAGUUGGAGGAAAAGACUAGAACUAAUACCCAUGCAUAUGUCAUCGGAAAUGCAUAUCCAGCAAGUGGAACAAUGCAUCUCUAUAGCCCUGAAGUGCCUGGAACCUGACUCGAAUAAAAGGCCUACUUCACUGGACAUAGUUCAAAGUCUAAAUGCAGAAGAAACAAAAUCUAGGUCUCUUGAAAACUCCACUAGUGUUGCUGAGAAGGACAGGAGAAACCAAAAUCUUUUCAGUCAAGUAAAUAGGAACAUAAUCAACAUACCAAAGACCAUCAGUGCCAUUAACAACCUGAAUGAGUGUGCCAAUUUGUUCCAUUGGGUUAUAUCUGCCGCAUCAUCUUUGAAAUCCAUGUGUAGUGGAACACAACUGGAAAAACUUCAAGGCGAUGCACGACAGUUGCAGAGUGACCUUCAAUGUCUUAGUGAUACUCUACCAGCAAUGUACAACCUCAUUGAUCGAGCAGAAUGGAGGAUCCAUGAUCAUUAUGUGGCUGACCUCCUUUCAAAACUCAAAGAUGCAGUGUAUGAUGCAGAAGACCUUCUAGAUGAGUUUAGAUGGUAUGAGAAAAAGGUUUCAGUAGAGGGCAAUGCGAUCUUAGUGGAACCAAUCAUUGACUUCUUUCAUAGUGUCACUCAGGGUAGCUUCAACAAGGUGACUGGUAUCCAGAAGAGGCUCAAUCAUCUUUCUGGACAGCUUGAGAAAAUUGGCUUACAUCAAACAAUUCCACGGUUUGACAAAUCCUUCAGGCCCGAGACCACGGCUUUCCCUAUUGAGCCAGAGAUUUUUAGUCGUGAUAACGAAAAGGAGAAGUUGAUAAGAAUGCUUGGUGUACCAACAGAUAAUAGCACUGGUCCUUCUAAACGCAAGAGGAAAAGAAAUGCAGUUUGUUCAUCAGCAAGCAACCAAAUUUGUGCUACCAUUGAUAGUAAUGAAGCAACAAUAACGAGCGUUCCAGUUUUGCCAAUUGUUGGAAUUGGGGGUGUUGGGAAAACCACCUUGGCUCAAGAUAUUUGCAACAAUUCAAAAGUGAUAUGCCACUUUGAGCUGGUAAUUUGGAUUUUUGUCUCAGAUGAUUUUGAUGUCAAGAGGUUAACUAAAGAAGCCUUAGACCAAUCUUCUCCUCCAGAGAAAGUGCCAAAAACUGACAAUUUGAAUCUUCUCCAGGGUGCUCUUGCACAAAGUCUGAGCAAUAAAAGAUUCUUAAUUGUCCUUGAUGACAUGUGGGAUGGAAAUGAGCUAGAUUGGAAGCGCUUCUGUGCACCUUUUAGAAAUGCACUUAAGGGAAGCAUGAUGCUUGUCACCACUAGGUCUCCGAAGGUUGCUGAUGUAGUGCGUACAAUGGAUCGCUUUCCCUUAGAGGGUUUGAAAGAAGAUGUGUUUCGGAAGUUCUUUAAGUUCUGUGUGUUUGGGCCUAAUAGCUCCAACAUUGAUCCAGAGUUGGAACGGAUUGGUGAGAAAAUACUCCCAAAGUUGAGAGGCUCUCCUUUAGCUGCAAAAACUCUUGGACGGCUGUUAGGAAUGAGCCUUGAGCUAGCACAUUGGGAUAGGAUUCUCAAGAGUCAGCUGUGGGAGCUUCAACAAAAGGAGACCGACAUUUUGCCGGCUCUUCGGUUGAGCUACAUGUAUUUACCAUUGUAUUUAAAGAGAUGCUUCUCGUUCUGUGCUGUGUACCCGAAAGAUUACAUAUUCAAAAAGGAGGAUUUAGUGGAGAUUUGGGUGGCAGAAGGCUUAGUGGAACAUCACCCUAACAUUUCACUUCAUCAUACUGGUGGUCAGUACUUUGAAGAACUUGCACAUCUGUCAUUUUUUCAUAAGUAUCCUCGGUCCCACAAGAAAUAUGUAAUACAUGAUUUGAUGCAUGACAUGGCACAACUGGUUUCAAAGGACGAGUGCUUUAUAGUAAAAGAAAAAAAUGAUAUUCCCAAGAUGCCUCAGAAUGUCCGCCAUCUGUCAGUGGUCAACGGCGGAGAUAUUCAGUGUUCUGACUUAUUGAAGCAUGACAUGGCACAGCAUAGAAAGCUGCGCACCCUAUUUUGCCACCUGUCUUUAGAGAGUGAAACUGAUAAUACUGUGAUGGAGAAAUGGUGUAAUGAACUUUUGUGCAUGCGUGUCAUGGUCUGUUCUAUCUCUAAUUGGGGCUUACCAGGUAGUAUUAGCAAUAUGAAGCUACUUCGGUACCUUCAAAUCCUCGACUCUAGCCUUUGCAAGAGCCUUCCUUCAGCAUUCUGUUGCCUCUAUAACAUGCAAAUAUUUAAUGCUACGAAAUGGAGCAUUGAUGACAUUCCUAGCAUCUUUGGUUGCCAAAACUUAUCAAGCUUGGAACAAUUGCUACAACCUGCUUAUGUGCCUAACAUCAAGAAAAUAAAAAUUCUCAGUUGCAGCAAUUUGGAACGUGUACCAACUGAGAAGUUUGGAGGUUUACUUUUCCUAGAAGUACUGUAUGUGUUCAGAUGUCCAAAGAUCAAAUCACAAUGGCUGUGUGCUCCAUCCCUAAAGGAGAUGUAUCUGUAUGACCCUGGGGAUCUCAUAGACAACAUUGAGUGUAGUUCUCUCACCAAAUUUCAUAUAUGGGGGUAUCCUACAGAAUCCAUCGAACUAAAAAUGUGGAAUCUUCCGUCACUGCAGGAGCUCCGGAUCGGUUAUUGUGGUUCUCUGACGAUUAUUAGAGAUUCGGAACCUUUAUCCACAGACCUUUUCCACAGCGGUACCAGAAGCAGAAUGGGAAAGUUCCCCUUACUCACUCACCUAACCAUUAGCUCCUGCGGGGAGCUUAAAACUAUGGAUGACCUCCUGUAUCUCCCAGCCAUUGAGAGUAUUAAGAUUCGGAACUGUGGCUUGCAGUCCCUGGCAGCUAAUAGAUUAGGAGAUUCUUCUCGUCUGAAAGACUUGGAGAUUUCAGAUUGUUCAAGUCUCGACUGGCAAAGCGGAUUGUUGUUACCAUCGUCUCUCCAAAAUCUCACGUUAUGGAAUUGUGGGGAUUUCUCUGGCUCGUUUCCUAGUUGCCUGGAGAACCUCACCUCCCUUGAGUCACUGGAGAUUCAUGACUGUGAAUGCAUAGUGUCCGUUCCUGGCCACAUGUGGAGCAGUAAUCUCAAAUCACUUCAGAGUUUGGAGUUUUUUUGCCAAGAUAUUUGCAACAAUUCAAAAGUGAUACGCCAUUUUAAGCUGGUAAUUUGGAUUUUUGUCUCAGAUGAUUUUGAUGUCAAGACGUUAACUAAAGAAGCCUUAGACCAAUCUUCUCCUCCAGAGAAAGUGCCAAAAACUGACAAUUUGAAUCUUCUCCAGGGUGCUCUUGCACGAAGUCUGAGCAAUAAAAGAUUCUUAAUUGUCCUUGAUGACAUGUGGGAUGGAAAUGAGCUAGAUUGGAAGCGCUUCUGUGCACCUUUUAGAAAUGCACUUAAGGGAAGCAUGAUGCUUGUCACCACUAGGUCUCCGAAGAUUGCUGAUGUAGUGCGUACAAUGGAUCCCUUUCCCUUAGAGGGUUUGAAAGAAGAGUUGGAACGGAUUGGUGUGAAGAUACUCCCAAAGUUGAGAGGCUCUCCUUUAGCUGCAAAAACUCUUGGACGGCUGUUAGGAAUGAGCCUUGAGCUAGCACAUUGGGACAGGAUUCUCAAGAGUCAGCUGUGGGAGCAUCAACAAAAGGAGACUGACAUUUUGCCGGCUCUUCGGUUGAGCUACAUGUAUUUACCAUUGUAUUUAAAGAGAUGCUUCUUGUUCUGUGCUGUGUACCCGAAAGAUUACAUAUUCAAAAAGGAGGAUUUAGUGGAGAUUUGGGUGGCAGAAGGCUUAGUGGAACAUCACCCUAACAUUUCACUUCAUCAUACUGGUGGUCAGUACUUUGAAGAACUUGCACAUCUGUCAUUUUUUUCAGAAGUAUCCACGGUCCCACAAGAAAUAUGUAAUACAUGA
Miscanthus lutarioriparius is the source of this 4158-nucleotide messenger RNA. The record is from the annotation of a GenBank genome assembly. Lineage: Eukaryota; Viridiplantae; Streptophyta; Magnoliopsida; Poales; Poaceae.